AUGGCCGACUCGGACCCGGGGCUCUGGGCUCAAAUCCUUGGAAAGGCUGCCUACGAGUUCUCGGUGAUGCAGCCAAUGCUACCCACCUACAUCCACCUGAUCGUCUCAGCCCUUUUCCCAAUAUACGCCGGCGCACACGCCUCCCUCACACGCCCGUCGACCGCUGCGAAACCCGCUAAGAAAAAAAAGAGGUCUAAUACAAGCGAUGACGACAUGGAGGACGACGAUGAGGACGACGACGACGACGAAGACGAGCAGCGCAUUAUGGAAGGCUUAUCGCCCACGGAUGCCCUGCUUAUGCCUCUCUUUGCAGGGACCGCCCUGGCUUCGCUAUACUUUCUUCUCAAGUGGAUGAAGGACCCCGCCCUGCUCAACAAAAUCCUCAAUGCCUACUUUGCCGUCUUCGGCGUCUUCUCCGUCUCACGAUUGGUCACCGACCUCCUUGACGUUGGUCACACCAUACUAUACCCGCGCCGACAUGUCGUUGGUCGAGCGCUAUAUCACGUUGACGGCGAGGCGGUCAAGGCGGUUCCGGUAGCUGGUGAUGUACAGGGCAAGCAGCCGCUCGCCACGCCUCUACCAGGUUUCCUUUCUAAGAUCCCACUGUCUGAAGGGGCAAGGAAUCUAUUCUGGGCUGAUCGAGCUAUGCCAGGCAGCAAAUGGACGUUGAAACUCUACAUACAUCGCGUCUUCGCCGGCAAGUUCAAGAUGGGGCCUCAUGGCAUGGUCGGCGUUUUGACUGGCCUCACAACUGUAGCUUACUUCAACUUGGUUGACAAGCCAUGGUAUUUGACAAAUUUACUGGGCUUUGGGUUUUCAUACGGUGCCUUGCAGCUCAUGUCGCCCACGACAUUUGCCACAGGUAGUCUGAUUUUAGGCGCGCUCUUCUUCUACGACAUUUACUUUGUCUUUUUUACGCCCAUGAUGGUGACUGUGGCAAAGUCACUCGACGUGCCAAUCAAACUCAUGUUCCCACGACCGGCCGCAGCCGACGAUCCCACCUCAGUCCCCUCACACGCCAUGCUUGGUCUAGGUGAUGUCGUCUUGCCCGGCAUUAUGAUUGGUCUUGCCUUGCGUUUUGAUCUGUAUCUCUUCUACCUCCGUCGCCAGACGCGCAGACCCGCUGUUGCAGGAGAAGGCCAAGAAAUUGUUGAGAAGCCAAAAUACUACUCGCUAACCGGCCGCUGGACCGACUACUUCUGGACGCAUUCCCUUACAGGCCGGCCACUCUGGGCUGAUGCCAAGACGAUUGCCGAAACAGAGGCUCCUUUUACAUUCCCAAAGACAUACUUUAAUGCUGGCUUAGUUGGCUAUAUACUGGGCUUAUUGGCUACCCUCAGCGUCAUGAUGAUCUGGAAUCAUGCACAACCCGCGCUGCUUUAUUUGGUCCCUGGCGUGCUCGGCAGCGUCUGGCUUACCGCUCUCGUCCGCGGUGAAAUUAACCUAAUGUGGAACUAUACCGAAGAGAUUGAGGACGAAGAGCAGGAGAAAGAGCCGGCAGAGGCUAGUAAUGCUUCUGAUCCCAAGAGUCCUCUGCCCAAGAAUGAAUCAAGCAACGGACAGGCAUCGCAAAAGAAGCGGACUUCGAACCGGAAAUCAGACAAAGAAGUCUUCUCCUUGUCCAUUGAGGCCCCAUGGCAACUCAAGAAGCCAAACGAGGACCAUGGCGAUAGCGAGAAACCAAAGGCUACUAGCGAAAAAAAUAUUUCGCAGAGCAUCGAUACCGAAAAACAUAAUUGGGUAGCGUCGACCACUACGGCUGUCGAGCGCGUAGAUACUGAGCCCGCGGGCAAGCGUCUCCGCGUGAAGUAA
Bipolaris zeicola 26-R-13 is the source of this 1812-nucleotide messenger RNA. RefSeq lists its product as uncharacterized. Gene Ontology annotation, molecular function: aspartic endopeptidase activity, intramembrane cleaving. Gene Ontology annotation, cellular component: lumenal side of endoplasmic reticulum membrane; membrane; cytoplasmic side of endoplasmic reticulum membrane. Gene Ontology annotation, biological process: membrane protein proteolysis. The transcript is spliced from 2 exons. The record is from RefSeq and is a predicted model, not a curated record. The coding region runs from base 1 to 1812 and encodes 603 amino acids. Lineage: Eukaryota; Fungi; Ascomycota; Dothideomycetes; Pleosporales; Pleosporaceae.